AUGGUUGCGACCUCAGAGAGGUUGACAAAGACGAAAGUCUCCAGUAGCAAAAAGGUUUCCAAGCCACUGAUGGAGAAAAAGAGAAGAGCGCGUAUAAAUACCUGCCUGGAUCAAUUAAAGACAAUACUCGAAAGCUUCUACUCUAACAAUAUCCGCAAGCGAAAACUUGAAAAAGCUGAUAUUUUAGAGCUUACAGUAAAACACCUGAAACAUCUUCAAAAAACGGAGAAAGAAUUUGCCAUUACGUCUGGUAUGGCUGAGUACCAGGCAGGUGUCAGGAGAUGCCUUGCCAGUGUAAAUCAGUUUAUUGUCAUGGCUGACGCAAACACUGCGUGCCGAUUCAACGCACUGACACACCUGUCCAACAACCUUUUCUGCCUGGGCGCUCACGGUCCGGAUUCCAGCACCGUGGACAGCGACACCUCAAGGUCCCUUGCGGCGACUAACACACUAAUGGCACACUCGCCAGCGACGUCAGCCAACACUUUCGUCUCAUGCCCCGACGCUACCAUUACAGUGUCGCAAAGAAUUGACCGAAAUCACAACGGCAUGUCAAACCGGACUGAAACCUUCGAUAAAGACAAAACUCUAGGAUUAUCCGAACAACACAAGCACGUACAUGUUAAUCGAACCUGUGCUGUUUCUACGGCCUUGAAACAGAAUUACUGGCGGCCCUGGUGA
Electrophorus electricus (electric eel) is the source of this 681-nucleotide messenger RNA. Lineage: Eukaryota; Metazoa; Chordata; Actinopteri; Gymnotiformes; Gymnotidae. The record is from RefSeq and is a predicted model, not a curated record.